AUGACAAUCAACGGCGACGGCAUGCGGAGCCAUGCUAACGUAACGUUUCAAGGAUACAUGCAGCGGAAUUUGCCUCCGGAACAGUGUCACUGGGAAGAUCCUCCAGGCUUACUGAAGGAACUACGUGUGCUGGCGGAUGCUGAUUCACCCUGUUUUUCGAAACAGAUAGUGACUUCUUCGGCUACGGCAGCUGCAUCUUGGAAUUUACGACCAGCGUUGCCGUCCGAAUCCGACGAUUCGCUGAUCUGCGAGUCAUUUUUGUCCCCGUUUGACAUACACCCCUUAUCAGAUGUCGACUUUUCAAUCUGCAAUCUAGCCACUUCGGCCUUCAGCGUUUGCGCUUCCGCAGCGAGCGAUUUGGCUUGA
Molecule: messenger RNA, 366 nt
Organism: Opisthorchis viverrini
Lineage: Eukaryota; Metazoa; Platyhelminthes; Trematoda; Opisthorchiida; Opisthorchiidae
Exons: 3
Coding region: 1-366 (121 amino acids)
Source: RefSeq, a predicted model, not a curated record